Messenger RNA from Macrobrachium nipponense, 1090 nucleotides. RefSeq names its product inositol oxygenase-like. Gene Ontology annotation, molecular function: inositol oxygenase activity; iron ion binding. NCBI's taxonomy places the organism in Eukaryota, Metazoa, Arthropoda, Malacostraca, Decapoda, Palaemonidae. The record is from RefSeq and is a predicted model, not a curated record. The transcript is spliced from 7 exons. Gene Ontology annotation, cellular component: cytoplasm. Bases 63 to 935 code for a protein of 290 amino acids. Gene Ontology annotation, biological process: inositol catabolic process.
UGCAUAAAUUCACGGGAGGCGAGUUCUCCAUCUCCAGUCUCUCUCAGACCGCGAAGCAAACAAUGGCUGGAAAAGAACAGAAAGUGAUCAUCAUCGACCCCUCGAUGGUCUACCGUCCAGAGGAAGCCAUAAAGAAAGCCAACUGGAACUUCCGGCAGUUUCCAGAGGACCCAGAAGACCCCAAGUUGGUCCAGGUGAAGGAGACGUACAUGAAAAUGCACACCAACCAGUGUGUGGAUUACGUCAAAAAGAGGCACGUCCACUGGCGCAAAUUCGACAAGUUCCAGGCGACGAUCAUGGAGGCCCUCGAGCAGCUGAACGAUCUCAUCGACGAGAGCGAUCCGGACACCGACGUUCCGAACAUCGUCCACGCCUUCCAGACGGCGGAGAGACUGAGGGAGGCGCACCCAGAGAAGGGCUGGUUACACCUGACAGGUCUCAUACACGACCUGGGGAAGGUUAUGGCGUUCUACGGUGAACCCCAGUGGUCGACUGUUGGGGACACUUUCAUCGUGGGCUGCGACUUCGGGGAUUCCAUCGUCUACAGAAACACGACUUUUCACAACAAUCCCGACUCUAAAAAUCCCAAACUAAACACGAAGUACGGAAUGUACGAACCCAACUGUGGGCUUGAAAACGUCUACAUGUCCUGGGGACACGACGAGUACAUGUAUCAGGUUCUGAAGCACAAUAAGAGCACGCUGCCGGAAGAAGGUCUCUACAUUAUAAGAUUUCAUUCGUUUUAUCCCUGGCACACUGGCGGUGACUACAUGCAUCUCUGUAACAACAAGGAUAUGGAAAUGAUGCCGUGGAUCAGAGAGUUCAACAAGUUUGACCUGUACACAAAGAAGGAGAAGAUUCCCGAUAUUGAGGCCUUAAAGCCUUAUUACCAGGCACUAAUCGACGAGUACUGCCCAGGCAAACUGAAGUGGUAAAAAAGCCGAGGCAAAAUCACGACAGAAUAUGACGAAAACAAAAUUUCCAUCUGGACACAAUUAGGGGAAAAUUGGUGCAGAAUCAAAACGCGGAUAAAAAUACAACGGCGUUCUGGAAAGCUAUGCCCUAAGGGUAUAAGUUUUGCAAUAGUGUU